AUGCCCCACCCUGUCCUCACAUAUUCCUGCGGUUCGCGGUGCACCUCCCUCGUCUUUCAAGCCAGCAGGUGGAAAGCUUCCGACGGCCAUGGCGCGUUCGCGAGUGGCUGCAUGGACCAUCACGACCGCCCGUUCAUCGUCCAGCAGUUCGACGACAUCUCCGCGUCAGGAGGCGGGCGGCGCAUCAUCGUGGUGGCCGCACACUACCCGCACAGCAAGGACAGGAGAAAGUUGCGCGAUGCGCUGGCGUCUGUUGCGGAGGCCACCGGCGUGCAGGGGACCAUCCUCAUCGCGGACACGAACGAGGACUUCAGCGUCUCCAACGACAAGGUGAUGCGGGAUAUCAACGCACCUGGCAAUUUGUGGGUCAGCACCGACCUGCACAACACGUGCUGCUGGAACAACGGCGUCAACAGCUUCGCACAAGGGAACACCUACGACCGCAUCAUCGCGAACUUCGGGCGCAUGGCCUCCACCACGGUGCUCCCGCUGCCCGUGUGGGGAAGGACCGGCGAGUUCCACCGGGCCGUGCGCGGCGUUCUCCUCGACGCUCCAGCCGAGGCAAGCGGCGAUGAGGUUCAUCUCCGUGCGCUUCAAGACAACAUUUCUCGGAAGGCGCCCCUGAGGCAGCUCGGCUCGGUCGCCCGUCCUGCGGGCGCCGCGCCCGCCGAGGCGCCGCGCUCGGGCGACGUCGAGAUACGGAAGCUCAUCCUGUCGGCGCAACAGAGGGAGGAGGCGGAGAACCUGACGAAGAAGCUGGAGAAAGCCCAGGCCGACCUGGACCAGGCCCACCUCAGCGAGAAGAAGGCGCUCGAGGGGAGGAAGGAGGCCGAGAGACUGGCGAAGGCCGCGGCGCGAAACGAGCGGGAGGCCGAGAGGCUGAACGCCGUGGCCGCGGACGAGGUGCUCGUCGCGGCCUCCGCGGCAGCGAGGGCCGAGCAGCUGCGCCAGGAAAUUCAGAACAACACCGAGGGCAAAGUCGUUGCAGAGUCGCUGGCGACCCGGCUGAAGGAAGAGGAAGACUUGGACUCCGCCCACCAAGGUGAGGCGCGGAAGACACAAGAGAAAGCGACCUCCCUCAAGAACAAGGCGGCGGAGCUGUCCGCGAGCUCCGACUACAUGAUGAAGGAGGCCGAAAGCCGGGAAAAGGCAGCGAAGAAGGAGGUGGAG
Messenger RNA from Prorocentrum cordatum, 1170 nucleotides. Lineage: Eukaryota; Dinophyceae; Prorocentrales; Prorocentraceae. The record is from the annotation of a GenBank genome assembly.